UGCAUUUGACAAUCAUCUUAUAAAAUGCGAUGCAUUUGUUAAAGUACUUAUUACUUUUAUUUUCCUUAACACGGUAAUUAGUUAUUUAAAAUCAAGAACAACAGUUUUACUGAACGCAUCCUAUUUUAUCUGUGGUGAACGUCAAAAAUAAUGUUUCCAGCCUAAAAAUAACUUUUAGGAAAUCGUACUUAAUGUAGGAUUUAGCGUGGAUUUAGCAGAUUUUGUCUACUAUUGCGCUAUGAAAUAGUCAAAAAAUGUGAUAAGUAAUCUUUUGUUUUAAUUUAUUGAAUAUCUUCCAAAAACAGCCUUCUAAUUAUUUUUGGUGGUAACUAUUUUUGUCAUGUCAAUGUCAAACACAUGCCACUGGUUUGACAUGUAAAUACUGCAUAGUGGCAUAGAGGUUAUGUUUAAAUGAAAUUUCAUAAAAAUGGGCCGCAAAAUACCAGCAAAAAAACAUCGUGGCGUUAAGGAUCCCUUAAAACAACAAGAGCAACGAUUUCAGAGCAUAAAAGACAAAAUAAAUGCUCCACCGACGGAUCCUGACGAUCAGCCUGUACCGAAGUCCCUGCAGCGUCUUUUCGCCUUCAAAGAGCCGAGGACACCCGCAUCUAUUGUGAACAAAAAGAAGUCACGUUCGUUAGCAGGUCAUGGCAAGCGUGAUGAUAAUCCAGUGGCAGCUCUUAAGAGAAUGCCAGGCGAGGCUGGCCGUGCAUUCUCCAUGCGUAUCAACAGUGCGGUGCGGGCACUGCACAACGAUGACCAGGAGGACUACCCUUUAGACCUCGAAGAAACAGACACCAGAGGGGAAUACAUAGCAUCGCAACGCGAGCGACGACAGAAGAAGCAUAGACAGGCCAUCGCUAAAGAGAAAGGGGGGCAAAAGGGGGAGAAAGAGGAACGGCUGAGCAAGGCACAGAGAAGGGCACUUAAGAAGAAGGAGCAGCAGAAAGCAAAGGAGGUUCAGACGAAAACAGCUCGUGAACUAGCAGCGCGAGAGUUGCGCUACGAGCGAGUUGCGUUCGGCGACAUCGCGCACGCGCCGCCCGCGCUCACGGCGCCGCGCCGCGCACAGGCCAGCCAGGGCGCACCCCGGCCUGGCCGCCGCGACCUUCUUCUAGCCGGUAUGCUCAAAUCCGGCGCUCCAAGCCAACAGAAGUCUCAACCGACAAAGAAGACUCAAGCGAAACCUCAGGUCAGCGCAGCAGAGCAAAUGAGGCGGGAGCGAGCGCGCUUAGAAGCUGUAGACGCUUAUAGAGCGCUGAAAAAACAGAGGAUGGCUGAGAAGGCUAAGGGGUGACGUUGACAUUAACCUACUAUAUCUAUAUUCCUAAUACUAAGUAGCUAAUAAAAGUCCAUUUAU
Molecule: messenger RNA, 1360 nt
Organism: Leguminivora glycinivorella
Lineage: Eukaryota; Metazoa; Arthropoda; Insecta; Lepidoptera; Tortricidae
Exons: 6
Coding region: 428-1297 (289 amino acids)
Source: RefSeq, a predicted model, not a curated record